CUCACUCUGCUGUUGACUUACAUCGCUAAAUUAGCAGUUGUCUCGAAGUGAUGUGAAGUGUUAAGGGUGCUCUGGUGGGUGAUAAGGUGGUCGAUCUGCGGUGUAUUUGCAACACGUGGUUGUUUGCUAUACCGGGAUAAUGCCGGUGCUCGACAGGAUGGAGGUGGCUUCAUCAUUACUUACAAAUGGACCAGUUGUCGGAAGUGAUAUUUUACAACGCCAUUCUAUUAAUUCUUUGUUGGAUCAACAUGAUAUUUUAUUAGACAUCGCUAAUAAAAACAAACAAAUGUACAAUAAUUUUAUGGAUGACACGAUGUCUAUCAGCGACCUAUUCGGCUUAGAUUCCCCGAGGGGCUUGUUGGAUUUUGCAAAUUCAUCGACAAAUAAUGGACUCUGCACGCCACCAGUCAACGCCUCAAAUUUGCAGUUGAAUUUUGACGAAACUUCAAAGUUCGCACCGAUAAGUACGCCCAGCAAGUACGCCAUGAACCUGUCAUUGGAUAGCUCAUCGCCGACUUCCUCCGGGUAUUAUUCCGGGGCUUCUUUGGCCAGUACUUCACCUGGGAGUGAUUUUUGUGGUAAUAGCAGUCCUGGGGUUAUCGAACGCUCCAUUUUCAAUUCGUCCAAUUCACGAUCUGAUUCGCCGGAUUCGGAUUCGAGUACUGUUUCAAAUGUUGAGGGGAAGCUGUCCGACUUAUUGAACACCUUAACUUUGAAUGACCCUUUGGCCAAAAAUUUGUACAAGAAUACCGAUGUGGAUUUGCAGACCCUUCAAUUGUGCAGUCUUCAAGCUUUGAAGUACUUGCGUCCUUCUAAUGUUUUGGGGUCUCUUUUACCACCUGCUUGCUCUCAUGCUGCUCCGCAUGUGUUGGAUAAGUGGAACCAAACUUCCCCUUUGGCCACCAUACCUGAAACAUUCCAGCUUGACAGAGCCGCUCGUUUUCAUCGUUCGGCAGCUGCUGUGUGUGAUGCCACAUGCACUUGGAGCGGUGUCUUACCUCCACGUACUUCAAAACCUUCUGGUUAUUCCAGCAAAGUAUUUUUGGGUGGAGUUCCAUGGGAUAUUUCCGAACAGUCUCUCAUCCAAGCAUUCAAACAAUUUGGACCGAUUCGUGUCGAAUGGCCAGGCAAGGAGAAGCAAAUCUCUCAGCCAAAAGGAUACGUUUAUAUUAUUUUCGAGUCGGAGAAGAACGUCCGAGCUUUACUACAAGCUUGUACAAGCGACUAUGCCAAUUCUGGUAAUUGGUAUUACAAGAUUAGUUCGAAGCGUAUGAAGGCUAAAGAGGUGCAAGUAAUUCCGUGGAUCCUCAACGAUUCAAACUGUACCAAAUCGACAACUCAAAAGUUGGACCCGAGCAAGACUGUGUUCGUUGGAGCUUUACAUGGAAUGUUGAAUGCUGAAGGUUUGGCGAAAAUAAUGAAUGAUUUGUUUGACGGUGUUGUUUACACCGGAAUAGAUACUGACAAAUACAAGUAUCCGAUCGGAUCCGGACGAGUUACUUUUAACAAUCCUCGGUCGUAUAUGAAAGCUGUCGCUGCGGCUUUUAUUGAGAUUAAGACAUCGAAAUUCAGCAAAAAGGUGCAAGUGGAUCCGUACUUGGAAGACUCCCUGUGUUCGGUGUGUGGCGUCCAGCAAGGGCCUUACUUCUGUCGCGACAUCUUAUGCUUCCGUUACUUUUGCCGCACCUGCUGGCAGUGGCAGCACAAUAACGGAUUACGCCACCACAAGCCGUUGACGAGGAAUUCAAAAAACAGUCCUGGAUUGGGAAUGACCAAUCCAAAUUAAACGACUAUUCACCUUCGAUUUUAUUCUGAUAUAGUUGUGUAAGGAAAUGCCAGUCGUACACGGCGUCUUAAAAUUGCCUUUUCCAUUAUAUAAUCUUAGAUGUAGGAAAUGUUACAUUGUUGUUGUUUUUAGUGUAGGUUCUUUAAAGAUUUGGCUAUUUAAAAAGAAAACAAAAAAAUGAUAAUAUUGGUAGCCCGCGAGAGUUACGUAACUCUGCAAAAUUAUCUGUUACUAGUUUUAUACAGCUUCUUAUUUCUGAUUUCGUUUUAACGCAAAAUGUGAAACUUAACACUAUGAAAGCUAACUCAUUUUAAUGAUGGCAUUUGGAGACAGAUUUUACAGUAUUAUCGAAAAAAAAUCCAAGUAGCUAACACCAGUGUUUUAUAAUAGAUUUGAAUUCUUGUUCAGUGUUUAAACUAAUAGUUUUAAGCGUUUGAUAAAUAAUUUUAAAUCAUAAUUGUGCUAAUUUAACUCUAAAUUUAGGUGGGUAGUUGGGUAAGAUUAUUACAGUGCUAAAACUGUAAAUUGGACUGAUUCGGUAUUAGGAAAUGCGACGUUUUUUGGAUACGAUUUUUGGCUACCGAUAUAUUUCAGUACUUAUCAGUUUUUUAAGCUAUUGUUUCCAUUACAGUUAUUAAAUAUCAUGCAUAACUCA
This is a messenger RNA of Tribolium castaneum (red flour beetle), 2441 nucleotides long. It is a transcript of the gene orb, whose product is annotated as oo18 RNA-binding protein. Gene Ontology annotation, biological process: negative regulation of cytoplasmic translation. Gene Ontology annotation, cellular component: neuron projection; synapse; nucleus. Lineage: Eukaryota; Metazoa; Arthropoda; Insecta; Coleoptera; Tenebrionidae. The transcript has 10 exons. The coding region runs from base 140 to 1786 and encodes 548 amino acids. The record is from RefSeq and is a predicted model, not a curated record. Gene Ontology annotation, molecular function: ribosome binding; mRNA 3'-UTR binding; translation factor activity, RNA binding.